GGGCAUGAGAGCCCAUUCAUUUGAAUGUACUCCCAUGCCCCAAGUCCCUGCACUUCUUCUGAAAACGCAGCCCACACGGGAACCUCGGUUCCCAGUACAUUUGCAUUUUCCAGUGUGGGUGGCGCGCCAUUAGAACUAAUGGCACCCGCCCGCGGGUCCGCCUUCCUCUGUGCGUGUGGUGCGGUUGCAUGGAUUUUCGUGCGGAUCCACAGCGGCACCAUCCGCACAGAUGUGAACCUAGCCUUAAUAUACAAGCACAUUUGUGAGGUCAGG
Staurois parvus is the source of this 273-nucleotide messenger RNA. The record is from the annotation of a GenBank genome assembly. NCBI's taxonomy places the organism in Eukaryota, Metazoa, Chordata, Amphibia, Anura, Ranidae.